Messenger RNA from Aspergillus saccharolyticus JOP 1030-1, 1969 nucleotides. Its product is annotated as beta-catenin-like protein 1. Bases 161 to 1924 code for a protein of 587 amino acids. The transcript is spliced from 10 exons. Lineage: Eukaryota; Fungi; Ascomycota; Eurotiomycetes; Eurotiales; Aspergillaceae. Gene Ontology annotation, cellular component: spliceosomal complex. The record is from RefSeq and is a predicted model, not a curated record.
AGUCGAUUGACAAUCCAAGAUCGCAACUUACUUAUUCCUGAGCGACAAGACGAAUUGCGAUUUGCAAUUGAGAUAAUACACAUUAGGCUCUACGCACUUACUUGGAUCGAAUUGGUGGUGAGGGGAACAUCCGCGGAUAACACUCGCGCAAGCCGCAGCCAUGACGAGCAUCGAUGAGCUUUUCAAGAAACCUUCAUCCGCGGCGAGUUCAAAGCGCAAGUUUUACGCCACGAGAGACCCAAAUGAGCUCUACAAAACGGCGAAGCUUGAUGCGGGUGGGGAUGUCAAGUCAAAGGGGAAAGCACCUAUGGUAGAAGAAGAAGGCGACGACGCAGAGGACGACUAUGCCGGCCCAGAAUUACCCCCUGAUUUCGAAAACGAAGAUGUUCCGGAUGACGAAGAAGGUCGCUUUUUCGGCGGUGGGAUGGAGCGUCAGACCGCUCAGGCAAUGCAGUACAUUGACCAACAUGAGGAGGAAGAGGCAGCGCUGGAGAAAUUUGACCUUGCCUGGGUGCGACGAUUUGCACUGAAUUUCGAAAAGAAGAUAUCCAAGAAUGCUGAGCUUCGCGGGAAAUAUGAAAGUGAUCCUCAAAAGUUCAUGGCUUCAGAGGCAGAUCUCGAUACUGAGAUCAAGGGCUUAUCAAUCCUGUCCGAACACCCCGAGCUCUACGAUGAAUUCUCGAAGCUAGGCUGUGUUGGCUCGCUCGUAUCCUUACUCUCCCAUGAAAACGCCGACAUCGCUAUAGAUGCCAUUCAGAUAAUCGGGGAAUUGACAGACGAAGACGUGGAAGCUGAGCAGGAGCAAUGGGACACACUCGUCAACGCUAUGCUGGAUUCCGAUCUUGUCGAACUACUGGCACAAAAUUUGUCUAGGCUGGAUGAAGAAUCCGAGGUUGACAGAGCAGGGGUAUACUACAUAUUGAAUGUUCUUGAGAACCUGGCUUCGCAAGCGUCAAUCGCAGAGAAAAUAGGGCAGGACCCCAACGUCCUACCUUGGCUCAUAUCUCGCAUCCAAAAAAAGGAGAGACCCGUGAGUCAGAAUCAGCAGUACUCGGCUGAAGUUUUGGCCAUAUUAUUACAGUCCACGACCACGAAUCGCGAUAGGUUCGUGAGCUUGGAUGGUGUUGAAGUUCUUCUUCAAUUGCUCAGCCAGUAUCGCAAACGUGAUCCCGAGAAAGAUUCCGACGAAGAGGAAUUUGUUGAGAAUCUGUUCGAUUGCUUGACCUGCGUAGUCGAUGAGGAGUCUGGCAAGGAGAAGUUUUUGCAAAGUGAAGGGAUUGAACUCGCCCAGAUCAUGCUGAAAGAAGGGAAAUUCAGCAAACAAAGAGCUUUACGCGUCAUAGAUCAUGCUCUUGGUGGUGCAGGUGGUGUAACUGCAUGCGAGAGGUUUGUUGAAGCAGCAUGUUUGAGUACAGUGUUUGGGAUGUUCAAGCGUAAGCAGGAGAACCAGACGGUCGAACAUUUACUGGGCAUCUUUGCUUCCCUUCUGCGUCUGCUACCGGGAGGCUCCGCAUCGCGUAUACGUACGCUUGCCAAAUUCAUGGAGAAGGAUUAUGAAAAGAUUGAGAAACUCGUCAAGUUGCGACGGGAAUAUGCUUCACGAGUAUCACCUGUUGAGCAAGCCAUUGAGAAGGAACGGAAAAACUUCACUGCAGAGGAGCAGGAAGUCAUGGCAGGCGACUGGCUAUCACGACGAUUUGAUGCUGGGUUGUUUUCGCUUCAGCUCAUUGACGUGAUUCUGGCUUGGCUUGUUGCUGAAGAUGAUGGAGCCAAAAGGAAGAUUGUGUCUCUUCUCGCAGACCGAGAUGAGGAUUUAUCUUUGAUCAAGGCAACCUUGCAAGAGCAAGUAGAGGGUCUCUCGGAAGAUGAUCCGGGGCAGAGGGAUCACAAAGAGAUGCUGGAGACGCUCCUCCAGUUCCUCUGAUGGGAUUCCGAAGUUGAAUAUGUGUAAAACUAGCAAAUUGCGUGC